Molecule: messenger RNA, 633 nt
Organism: Hydatigera taeniaeformis
Lineage: Eukaryota; Metazoa; Platyhelminthes; Cestoda; Cyclophyllidea; Taeniidae
Source: the annotation of a GenBank genome assembly
AUCAAUAAUAGGGACGUGCCUUUCGAAUUUACCCCGGAAAAUCUGAAGCGCUUGGAUGAGUUAAAAACGCACUAUCCUGUUGGCUUUCAUGCUUCACUUAUAAUGCCUGCUUUGGACAUUGCACAACGGCAGAAUGGCUGGCUCCCCAUUUCGGCAAUGUCUAAGGUUGCGGAGUACUUGGAUGUACCGGAAAUGCGCGUUUUUGAAGUGGCUACCUUCUAUACUAUGUUUAAUAGGGACCCUGUCGGUAAAUACCACAUUCAGCUCUGUACUACUACUCCGUGUAUGCUGGGUGGUGUCGGAUCUGAUGUGAUUUUGGAAACAAUCGAGAAAACCUUAAACAUUAAAACUGGGGAAACCACUCCUGAUAAACUGUUUACACUGAGUCAAGUUGAAUGCCUUGGAGCCUGUGUUAAUGCACCAAUGAUGCAAAUCAAUGAUGAUUACUAUGAGGACUUGACUCCCGACGAUGUUGUUAGAAUCUUAAGCGAUCUUAAAGUGGGCAAGAAACCAAAACACGGUCCUCAAUCUGGCCAAGGUCAACGCUGUGCUUGCGAGCCAAAGGGUGGUUUCACCUCUCUUAGGGCGCCUCCUGUUCCUCCAGAUUUCAAAUUACAAGCCGCACUGAAGUAG